Molecule: messenger RNA, 744 nt
Organism: Fulvia fulva
Lineage: Eukaryota; Fungi; Ascomycota; Dothideomycetes; Mycosphaerellales; Mycosphaerellaceae
Exons: 4
Coding region: 1-744 (247 amino acids)
Source: RefSeq, a predicted model, not a curated record
AUGGCGAGACUCUCAGAUGGAGGUCUAGCAUACCACGAACGCAGCAAGUGCCCCAUGCAAAUCGAGGUCAAGCGCGAGAAUGUCAACGACAGGCCAAAACAACAUUACCCAUACCACUGUCCGCGGACUCACUGCUCUGAAGAGCAGGAACAAUCACUGCAAGAAAUCACCCUCGACCUACAAGCAGUUCGCAAGGAGAACAACACCCUAGCGAGGAAGAUCCACGAGACGUGGCCUGAAGUUGACGACAGCGCUUUCACAGAUGAGACCAUCGUUGUGCGCCCCCUGAACUCUCAAGAACAACACAGUGAGAUAUUGUCAUGCUGCAAGAGCUGCGAAGUAGAGACAAUGCGUCUGCUUAUCAAGACCCUCACGAUCAGCAUCGCGCUCGCAGAGGAGAAAGUUGCGUCUCUGAAGGAAUACAUCAAGCUCCGCGAACAAGGCGAGAAAAUCGACGACACAUACUCCAGCUCAGAUUUCGACGACGAAGAGGAGAACGAGGAGGACCGAGCUCGACUGGUAGAUCUCGCUCUCAGGGGUACCUACAUCAGUGACGGACAACCCAGUGACUCGGCUUUCGAAGACCAGACGGACACUGGCUUCGCCCGUACACAGACUUACCGUGGCCAUGGUGCGGGUGCGAUGAAGCCAGCGGGACGUCGUCUCAACUCGAACCAGCCAACCGCGGGUGGUAAUGGGGUCAAGACUGGAAAGAAAGCUAAGAGGCCGGCGCUUGGUCGUUGA